This is a messenger RNA of Penicillium paradoxum, 789 nucleotides long. Its product is annotated as PQ-loop repeat-containing protein. Bases 1 to 789 code for a protein of 262 amino acids. The transcript has 5 exons. Lineage: Eukaryota; Fungi; Ascomycota; Eurotiomycetes; Eurotiales; Aspergillaceae. The record is from RefSeq and is a predicted model, not a curated record.
AUGGAGAACCGAGUCGCAGAGAAUGUUCUCGGUACCCUAGGUGCAGUGUGCUGGUCUAUCCAAUUACUUCCUCAAAUAAUCAUCAAUUACAGAAGACAUGAUACCGAAGGACUACAAGGCUCGAUGAUGCUCUUAUGGGCCGUCGCAGGGGUUCCUCUCGGCGUUUACAACAUCGUAGAAGAAUUCAACAUUGCUCUGAGGAUCCAGCCCCAAAUCCUGACUACGCUCAGCCUCCUCACUUGGGCGCAAUGUCUAUACUAUGGGAAGAAAUACCGAAUCACGAAAUGCUGUAUUGCAGUCACGUCACUUCUUCUGCUAUUGGGGGGCAUCGAAGCUGGUCUGAUAUUUGCCUUGCGCGCUGCCAAAAACCGUGGGCUGGAAUGGCCUCUCAUCCUGAUGGCAGUCUUGAGCGCUUGUCUGCUUGCAGCGGGUGUGCUCAGACAUUACUGGGAUAUCUAUGUUCACCGAACUGUCCGUGGAAUCAGUUUCAUUUUUGUCGGGAUUGAUGCUGCGGGGGACUUGUUUUCUCUGGUUUCGGUUUUGUUUGGGUCAACUAUCGAUGUCCUGGGGAUAGUCAUCUAUGGGACUGAAUUGACCCUUUGGGUGGGCAUAUUCAUUUGCGGCGGGGUCUUUAACCUUCGGCCUUGGAUAAAGGAGCGAUCUAAGCAGCAGGAGGUUAAUCCAUCGGAACCCUUGUCUUUGCAUCCAAUGCCAUCGUCGACUUCGGUCUUUAGGACCGCAUCUGGAUCUCAGGUCGUGCAGAGGAGGCCAUGGGAUAGUCCAUCAUGA